AGGAGGUUUAGAUGAUUAUUGAUCUUCACAAAUCAAAUUGCUAUAUUCAUCAUCAAAAUAUAUACCCAUCCUUGUAAGUUGUUAAUUCAUUCAUGGCUACAACUAAAACAUUUUCUCUCAUUGGUUUCCUUUUGUUCACUUCAAUUCUUCUCCAAUCCAUGAAUGUGAAUGCUAUUACGAAUGCUUGUUUCACUUUUAAAGAUCAUUUUCCUAUACAUUGGUCCGAACGUGAUAGUUACUGUGGUGGAGACCUCAUGCGUUGGACGUAUUCUGAUGAUGUCCAUGGGGAUUGUAUACAAUGGUGCUUGCCAUUUCAUGAGAGUUACGGAGUAAAUUGUGCCCAGAUAAACGUAGAUGAAGACUCCAAGGAUUACUGUGCUUGUUACCAAGGGUGUCCAUGAAUAAAAACAGCAUAUAUAUGCACUGUGUUGCGCUGUAAGUUACUAUUAUAGGGUGGCUUCUUCUUCAUUUGGUGUUUUUUUGUUAUUGUAUGAAUACAGAGGUCGACUGUUGUUUUAUUCCAUGGUUGUUGUUGUGAACAAUAAAAUUUUACUGAUAAUUAUUGGUGUUGAUUAAACUAUGAUUGAUGCAUGUAAUCCAUCCAUAUCCAUUGGAUCAAAA
Molecule: messenger RNA, 621 nt
Organism: Papaver somniferum (opium poppy)
Lineage: Eukaryota; Viridiplantae; Streptophyta; Magnoliopsida; Ranunculales; Papaveraceae
Exons: 2
Coding region: 93-401 (102 amino acids)
Source: RefSeq, a predicted model, not a curated record